AGAUCAAUGCUUUGGUUGUUGUUAUUUGGCAUAGUGCUGACAUUUACCUUUGCCGAUUUCCCUUUCACAAAUAGAAAACACAUCGAAUUGCUUGCACGUUUGUGGUGUCAAUAGUUUAUUAAACUCGGAAAAUAUCUACGGUUUCCUCUUUUUUGAGAAACUCGGCUUGGCUCAAAUUUUUUAAUUAAUUUAUUCGAAAAGAUCUGAAUACAAUGGCUGAUGGAGAGUAUGACAAAGAGCAAUUGAGAAUUCUUCGAAAUGCCUUUAAGGCGUUUGAUCACGAUGGUGCAGGGUCGAUUGACCAUGCAGAUGUAUCUAGCAUUCUUGAAAUUCUAGGUCAGAAGCUGGAGCCGCCAGCAGUUAAAGCGCUCAUUAAAGAAGUAGAUAAGGGAACAUCUGGUAAAUUGGAUUUUGGCCAAUUUUGCAAGCUGGCGGCUCGUUUCAUUGAAGUAGAGGAGGACUUGGGUGCACUGCAAAAUGAAUUAAAAGAAGCAUUUCGUGUUUACGAUAAGGAAGGAAAAGGUUAUCUAACGGUUGCCACACUGCGCGGUAUUCUGCACGAAUUAGAUGAUAAGAUAUCUAAUCAAGACCUAGAUUUGAUAAUCGAAGAAAUUGAUGCUGAUGGUUCAGGCACCGUUGAUUUUGAUGAAUUUAUGCAAGUUAUGACAGGUUAAUCAUCAACAAGGUCUCCUUAUUAUGGAUGACGCAGGUGGAGGGGACAUCGCGGCAUAUAAUAUGUUAAUGCAUACAAA
This is a messenger RNA of Drosophila miranda, 752 nucleotides long. RefSeq names its product troponin C, isoallergen Bla g 6.0201 (gene TpnC4). The record is from RefSeq and is a predicted model, not a curated record. Lineage: Eukaryota; Metazoa; Arthropoda; Insecta; Diptera; Drosophilidae. The transcript has 6 exons. Gene Ontology annotation, molecular function: enzyme regulator activity; calcium ion binding. Bases 213 to 674 code for a protein of 153 amino acids.